Messenger RNA from Ictalurus punctatus (channel catfish), 2265 nucleotides. Its product is annotated as zinc finger protein 239. The record is from RefSeq and is a predicted model, not a curated record. Lineage: Eukaryota; Metazoa; Chordata; Actinopteri; Siluriformes; Ictaluridae. The transcript has 2 exons. Gene Ontology annotation, biological process: regulation of transcription by RNA polymerase II. Bases 217 to 1152 code for a protein of 311 amino acids. Gene Ontology annotation, molecular function: DNA-binding transcription factor activity, RNA polymerase II-specific; RNA polymerase II cis-regulatory region sequence-specific DNA binding.
ACAGAAAUAGAAGAAGACAUGCGGCAGUUUUGCUGAUUGAUGAUCUGAGCUCUCCGACUCUACUAAUCAUCUUUACAUUCAAAUAUUUCUGACAGGGUUUUACCUCCACAGUUCCAUCUGAUCCGUUGUGGGUGUAUUUGAGGAGGUUAACUGCGUUCUGCUGUAAAGACCGAGGCAUGACUGCUGUCCUGUUGCAGGUGUUCUGCUGUCUUGCAUAUGCAGUGUAAGUUUACCUCCACAAGAAUAUCAAGAGAUCCAACUGGGAUGAAAUCAGAUGAAAUUAAAUGUGAGGAUGUCGAACCCUCAGAGAGCUCCAAUCAUCACCAAAGCUCAUCUGAUUUUUCCCACAUGAACACCUCUCCCAAACCAAUUAAACAAGAAAUUCACCACUGCUCAUUGUGUGGGAAGAGUUUCAGUAAGAAGAGUUAUCUCAAACAACACCAGCGGAUUCACACGGAAAAUAAACCAUAUAACUGCUCACAGUGUGGGAAACGUUUUACCAGCCAGAGUCAUCUCCAGCGACACCAGCUCAUUCACACGGGAGAGAAACCGUAUCAGUGUUUGAAGUGCAAGAAGAGGUUUAUUGAAAGUGGUAUUCUCAUAAAGCACCAGAGAAUUCACACAGGAGAAAAGCCAUAUCAGUGCUCACAGUGUGGGAAGAGUUUUAUACAAUUGAGUUCUCUCCAUAAACAUCAGCGCAUUCACACAGGAGAUAAACCGUAUCACUGCUUACAGUGUGGAAAGAGUUUUAAUCGUGAGGACAGUCUACAAUUACACCAACGCGUUCACACAGGAGAGAAGCCAUAUUACUGCUCACACUGUGGGAAGAGUUUUACACAGUGGGGUUCUCUUCAUAAACAUCAGCGCAUUCACACAGGAGAUAAACCAUAUCACUGCUUACAGUGUGGAAAGAGUUUUACUCGAGAUGACAGUCUACAAUUACACCAACGCGUUCACACAGGAGAGAAACCGUAUUACUGUUCACAAUGUGGGAAGAGUUUUACUUGCCAGAGUCAUCUCCUAAGACAUCAGCGCAUUCACACAGGAGAGAAACCGUAUCAGUGUUCUCAGUGUGGAAAGAAGUUUACACAGAGGAGUAAUCUCAAACAACACCAGCGUGUUCACACAGGAGAGAAACCGUAUCACUGCUAACAAUGUGGGAGGAGUUUUAGGACAAACAGAAAUUUUCAGCGACACAAGCACAUUGACAUACCUGAGAAUGAGGACAUGCUGCAAUUCUUUUUAGAAAGUGUUUAUCGCAUCAUCAUUAGAUAUAAAGUUAUCAUAAAGAUUUUAUCUGUUCAUAAAUUUUGGAAUUCUAAGACAGAAUUGCUGAAUAAUUGUUAAAACGUUGGACAACCAUGAACUAAAAUAAAUGGUACACUUUGUUAAUUAAGAAGUCAGGAUUUGACCAGACAUGCAAUUACAGUCAUGUGGAAAGAAUAAGCACACCCCAUGCAAAUUGUUGGUGUUUUUGGCAUAUUUGGACAAGCAAACAUUUGAUCAUCUUUGAAACAGUAUCUAUUAAAAAGUUGAUAUAUUUGAACAUAACCAUGAGAAAAAUUCGCUUUUUCAAUCAUUUAUUCAAAAGAAUAGAUGUGAUAUUCUUCUGUGGAAAAAGUAAGUACACCCUUGGCCUCUGAAGCUUAUAUUGCCCCCUUUAGCAGAAAUAACUUCUUUUAGGUGUUUUGCAUAAUUGUGCACCUUGCUGGAAGUUUUGACCACUCUUCCAUACAAUAUUUUUUCAGCUGCAAGAUGUUUGAGAAUUUACUGCCAGUUUCAAAACCUCUCACAACAUUUGAAUGGGGUUCACAUCUUGGCUUUGACUAGGCCAUUCCAUAACCCUCCAUUUCUUCUUUUUGAGCCAUUCCUUGGUGGAUUUGCUCGUGUGCUUAGGACUUUUGGACAGAUGGCUUCAUAUUAUAUUCAAGCACUCUUUGAUAUGAUGCAGAAUUCAUAGUUGAAUCAAUGAAUGCAUACUGCUUCACAGUUGGUAUGAGGUACUUCUCCUGAAAAGCAACAUUUUCAAGAUUUACCAGCAGAUCCUGUGAUGGAAAUUUUGGGGUUCUUGGAGACUUGUUUUUGCAUCAGACGGUCUGCUCUUGGGAUGAAUUUGCUGGGAUGACCAGUCCUAGACUAAUUGGUGCUCAUUUACUCAUUCACACCUUUAAUAUCUGUAUACCGUGUUGAUAUUUCUGUAAAGCUGCUUUGAGACAAUGUCUAUUGUAAAAAGCGCUAUACAAAUAAAAUUGAAUUGAAUUGAAU